This is a messenger RNA of Closterium sp. Naga37s-1, 636 nucleotides long. NCBI's taxonomy places the organism in Eukaryota, Viridiplantae, Streptophyta, Zygnematophyceae, Desmidiales, Closteriaceae. The record is from the annotation of a GenBank genome assembly.
AUGGUGGUGUUGGCGAGACAGGCGGGGGGAAGGGGGGAGGAGGAGUUAAGGGGGGGGGAGGAGGAGGAGGCAGUGGAGGAGGAGGGGGAGGAGGAGGAGGAGGAGGAGGAGGAGGAGGAGGAGGAGGAGGAGGAGGAGGAGGAGGAGGAGGAGGAGGAGGAGGAGGAGAAGGAAGAUGAAUGGGAGGAAGAAGGGUGUGUGGUGCAUGGAGGUGGUGGGAGGUGUGAGAGUAGAGGGGCUUAUGGCGAUGUCGCACCCCCGUCGCCCCCCGUCCCCUCCCCGUCGCGUCCCCCGUCGCCCUCUACGUCGUGCCCCCGUCACCCCCCGUCCCCUCCCCGUCGCCUCCCUUCCCUUUCCCGUCGCAUUCCCGUCACCUCUCGUCUCAUCCCUGUCGUGUCCCCGUCACCUCCCAUCCCCCUCCGAAUCGCGCCCCCGUCGCCCCCCGUCGCCCUCCGUCCCCUUCCCGUCGCGUCCCCGUCGCCCUCCGCGUCGUGCCCCCGUCACCUCCCGUCCCCUCCCCGUCGCGUCCUCAUCGCCCACCGCGUUUCGUCCCCAUCGCCCUCGGGUUUGCGUCCCCGUCUCCUCCCGUCCCCAUCCCGUCGCCUCCCCGCACCCUGUGCCUGCCGCCCCACCUGA